AUUACCAAUGGCAACUCCGACACGCCUCGUGCCAUCAUAUAGGGCGUUCGACCAUGCGAAGGACGACGCCGGGAUUGAGCUGAUUGAAUUUUCUAAUGCUGGACAUUGGGAGCGGAACUUUGUGACAGAUGACUUCGCAAGAGAGCACAUCGAGAAGGAUUUUUCAGUUUCCAAGACAAAUGAUUCUAAGCAUAAGGCGAGCGAAGGGAAUACCGAUAAUGUAAAACUCUUUCUCUCGAUGCGCCAAGGGGAGUAUUCUGGAGAGAUGUUACCUAUUCGAAUGGAUAGUAGUCUGUUUGAACGGAUUGCACCAUAUGCAAGAAUUCCCAAACCGUAUCUGGAGUUUCUGGACAACAGGUACGCCAUGUCAGUUUUUACCGUGCCGCAACUUCCCCCAUCUUUGUCAAAUACAUCAUCCAGAGACAUAAGGAAAGAUUAUAUAAGCUUCAUCAUCCAGUCAAUCCCCGGCGCAGCUCUGUACAUUUGUAUGGGCACGUCUUUCACAUAUCAUGUCCCGACUCGUACAAUGUAUAUCUUCAUGCAUGCACUGGCGAGUCCGACAUGCUCCGAACUCAUUACCCAGUUUUCGGAGGGUGCGGCGCAUUCAUCACCGUUGCUCAUACCUAGCCUCAUCAUUCGGCACAGCAUGACCCAUCGCACCGAUGCUGUUGACAGAUGGCACCAACACAUAUAUAAAUGUGAGCGAGCUUUCGGCAUACGCUGGGACUACCAAGAUAAUGCAGAUCGAACAGCGAUCGACUAUGCUGCUUUCAGUCGUGAUAUCAACGCGACUACAACCAACCUAUCGUACGCAAUAUGGUCUUGCAAAACGACUACACGGCAUCUAGCAUUCUUGGACGAGGUUGUGAAACACUACCGGGUGAAGGCAAUCGCGAGCGGACAUGAUGCAAAAGAAAUUGAAGAAACAGAGUAUAUGCUUCUCCAAACCCACGAGCAUUUACGGUCUUGGAACAGGAGCAUUGAGGAGCGUGCGGAGUAUCUUUCUAAAAGAGGCCAGGCACUGGCUCAGACUCUCUAUAGCCUCAUCACGCAGCGGGACUCUGCGAAUAGUCUCAGGCUCGCAAGUUCAAGUACGAAGCUCGCAGAAACGUCGCGUGAUGUUGCAAUUGCCACGAGUCGAGACAGUGCUGUAAUGCGAGUUAUCACUGCAAUCACGAUAUUCUUCCUCCCUGCAACGUUUACCGCUACAUUCUUUAGUACCACGUUCUUCGAUUUCAAGGAGGAAGGAAGUAAAUCGGUAUACUCGUGGUGGCUAUGGUUGUACUUUCUGGUCACUAUUAUCCUCACGGUUAUAGUCCUAGCUGGAACAUUUUGGAUGUGGAGAAAUAAAGAAAGAGAAAUAGCAGCCAGAUACGCAAAAGAGAAGAAUCAAUAGGUAUGAAAUAUCUCGAAGUCGCGAUGUCAAUCUUUCGGAUACCUCUUUGGACUAGAAGAUAACAACAACAAUAUGUUCGUAAUGGAAACGAGUACUGGUGUAUAAAAUUGAACCAAAG
Messenger RNA from Aaosphaeria arxii CBS 175.79, 1514 nucleotides. RefSeq lists its product as uncharacterized. The coding region runs from base 8 to 1396 and encodes 462 amino acids. The record is from RefSeq and is a predicted model, not a curated record. The transcript has 6 exons. Lineage: Eukaryota; Fungi; Ascomycota; Dothideomycetes; Pleosporales.